AUGUCCAAAGCUACAUUGGCCAUCAUUGCGGCUGCAAGUGCUGCCACCGGUGCCGGUGUCACUGCAGUGCUCUACUCCAAGCCCGCCAGACCUCAACAGCAGGAACAAAAACAACUCCAAACCCAAAGCACCGUCCUACAAGUCCCCACGACCAUUCAAACCCCAACCCUCGCAGCCAAAGCCCUUGGCCCUGUCGACCCCGCCGGUGUGCUCGAGUAUGGCUUCCCAGGCCCAAUCGCCGACGAGCUAUCCUCCCUCCCCCUGCACGGCGCCUACGACCGCCGCACGCGCAAUCCCGCCUGGGUCGCCGAGCACAUCACCCCCCAGUCUCUGCUGAUAAAGAACGCCGACCGCAAACACAGCACCUUCUUCGAGGAUACCUCCAUCCCGGCCCUUUUCCGCGCAAAGCUGACCGACUAUCAACGCUCCGGAUAUGACCGCGGUCACCAGGUUCCUGCGGCCGAUGCGAAGUGGUCCCAGGAGGCCAUGGAUGGCACUUUUGCGCUGAGCAACAUGUCUCCGCAAGUAGGCGAGGGCUUCAACCGCGAUUACUGGGCGCACUUUGAGGAGUUCUGUCGCAAUCUGACGCAGAAAUACCCGUCUGUGCGCGUUGUUACUGGACCCUUGUACCUGCCGCACCGGGACCCGGAUGGGAAAUGGCGCGUGAACUAUGAAGUUAUUGGUAACCCGCCUAAUGUUGCGGUGCCGACUCACUUCUACAAGGUUAUUUAUGGAGAGGAUGGUACGGGUGGACCGAACAGUAAGGUUGCGCUGGGUGCGUUUGUUUUGCCGAAUGCCCGCAUUGCCAAUCAGAAGAGUUUGUCGGACUUUGAGGUUCCUUUGGAUGUUUUGGAGCGUUUCUCUGGACUGGAGUUUGCGGCCAAGUUGGAUCUGAGCCGUCGUCGCCGGUUGUGUCAGGAGGUUAAGUGUGAGAUUACGGUGCGCGAGUUCAACAACACCAAGAAGAAGCUUUCUUAG
Molecule: messenger RNA, 978 nt
Organism: Penicillium odoratum
Lineage: Eukaryota; Fungi; Ascomycota; Eurotiomycetes; Eurotiales; Aspergillaceae
Product: DNA/RNA non-specific endonuclease
Exons: 1
Coding region: 1-978 (325 amino acids)
Biological process (GO): apoptotic DNA fragmentation
Cellular component (GO): mitochondrial inner membrane; nucleus
Molecular function (GO): RNA endonuclease activity; single-stranded DNA endonuclease activity; metal ion binding
Source: RefSeq, a predicted model, not a curated record